CCCUUUCCCCUUUCAGGCCUUGUUCCCCUUCUCUCUCCUGGUCACUUUCAGUCUACCCUCGACUCUUUCUGCUUUGACCUUUUUUUCGAACCCAUUUGGCCCAUUCGAAUCGUCUCUCUCCUCUCUCCACACAUUCAAAGCUAGAAUCCGCUCGCCCCAGCGGCAAACCAUUCAGUGCAAUUCAGUUCAGUUCAUUUCGUCCUAUUCCCCAUCUCCCUUUGUUCCUUGCAUCAUCUCGUGUCGACCGCAAACAGCGCCUUUCACCUCGAUCAUCUCGUCCUGUCCUUGGUUGUUCGCCUCUCAACAAAUCCAAUUCUCGCGACGUCCGGAUCUUCAUUCACGACGACAAGUCCCGGUCAAGAGAUAUCAUUAUCAGGGAGCGCAUCUUGAACUCUAAUCAUAAUGGCUGCGAACACAAAGUUCCUGCGAGAGUACAAGCUCGUUGUUGUAGGCGGCGGUGGUGUCGGCAAAUCCUGCUUGACUAUUCAGUUGAUCCAGAGCCAUUUCGUCGACGAGUAUGACCCCACGAUCGAAGACUCGUACCGAAAGCAGUGUGUCAUUGAUGAGGAGGUCGCACUGCUCGAUGUCCUCGACACAGCCGGCCAAGAGGAGUAUAGCGCCAUGCGCGAGCAGUACAUGCGAACCGGAGAGGGAUUUCUGCUAGUCUAUUCGAUUACUUCGCGACAAAGUUUUGAGGAAAUCACCACCUUCCAGCAACAGAUUCUGCGAGUCAAGGAUAAGGACUACUUCCCCAUGGUCGUUGUUGGCAACAAGUGCGAUCUGGAAGGCGACCGAGACGUUUCACGACAGGAGGGAGAGGCACUUGCAAGGUCGUUCGGUUGCAAGUUUAUCGAAACAUCCGCCAAGUCCCGAAUCAACGUCGACAAGGCCUUCUACGAUAUCGUACGAGAGAUCCGAAGAUAUAACCGUGAGAUGCAAGGCUACUCAACUGGCAGCGGCGGUACUUCAGGCGCGAACGGUCCCCCAAAGCCCAUGGAUAUGGACAACGGCGAGCAAGAAGCUGGAUGUUGUGCCAAGUGUGUACUGAUGUAAAGGGAAUAAUAUCUAAAGGCGAAAGGGCGCACAUCUCGAGACGAGGCGGGAUGCGAUCGGCAGGAUAUACCCGAUAUGUCCGGUUUCUGUCAACUGCACGCGACACGAUGUGAGGAUGCAAUAUAACCAAUAGGCUUUAGGAAGAGCACGGAGAUGAAAAAGUUGAUUGCAUCGGACGGGAGUCAGGAUCUGGGUUCAUAUUCACACUUGAUUUGGACGCAGCCUACGGAGGUACCCAGCGACAUGGGAUUUAGGGACCCGGUGUGCUUAUGACAAAGAAAAUGUCUUUGUGAGCAAUGCCGAUGGUUCAUGCUUAAUGACCCACGAUCCAUACGACAUGGAACAUGGAUCGGCGUUUCUCUGGAGUGGCUCGCUAUCUUGGACGUUGUGGAUAAACAAAGAAAAGAAUCGUCUUCAUACUGGAAGAGAGAGAAAGACAGGGGAGGGAGUCUGCUGCUGACAUUGCGUAUGCCAGAUGCAAUUAAAUGCAAUGCUACUCAUCCCUUCCUCAGGACCUCGCGAGAGAUAAAAUUCACCCGACCAUUUCCUUUUUUGUUUUGUGUUGCCGGGGAGGAUGAACUUUUCAAAGUACGGCUUCAGAUUCUCUAUAUCCUUAUUUCAUACAUGUAAUUUUUUGCUUCUCUUUUUCUAUUUGUCAAUCUCGAGGUCUCCUUCUCUCCAGCAGCAAUGGUUCAGUCAGACAAUACAAGUACACAUCCCUUUUCUUACGGUUCAAACACUUUCGUCUUUGUCCCUUGAUGCAGAACAUUCCGUUCAACUGUGUUGUCAGCCACAUGGCUUUCUAAUAAAACAAUCCGGAAUGCUUCAGAUCCGAGAUUCCUCGGUGCGUCCUUUGAGUUUCUUGUGCAUGACAGGGUGAAUAAGUCCCUGGUUCACUAUGUUAGGUCAGUCUCAGCCUAUCUGCGUCGACAUCUUGUUACGUAUGAAAACUGAUGAGUCAAUUACAAACCUAGGUUCUAUGUCUCAGAAACGCCAAACUCCGGAAUCCUCCCACCUUAAAUUCACAUGAACCAGUGUUUUCAGCCAUCCAUUAUCUAGACAGACACCUCUUCCCCAAGAACCCUGCCUGGGGUUAUCUCUCGACGCGGAUCGAGAAGUUCGCGCCCGAUAUUUAGAUUCCACAGCGGCUUGUCAAUCGCCUUUGGCUGGUUGUUCCCGUCGUUCUGUUCAUUCACAACCCAGUCAUUGCAAACAAGACAAGUCCAUGCCGUCGGCGCGCCUGUUACAAAACCAUCGACGUUCGCUGAAACAUUGACCUGCUCACUAGGCUUUUGCGCAAGACAACUGGGACACACUGCCUUCUUGAAGCGCGACAGCCGCCAUUCUUGCAUCAAUGCCGAGUGUUUCAUAACCUCUUCGGCAUAGUACAAUCUAUGGAACUGGCAAAGUGAUGUUCCUAGCAUUCUGUUGGCACACGAACAGCCUGUCAGAGCCUCGGUAUUGCUGAUGAACUUGGCGGCUUGCGAGGGGUCAUUGACGGGUUUCUGCAUGUUUUGGUAAUGCUCUGCAUCAGCUGCAAUGCCAUAUACCCGCCUGGCACCGACAGCUUGAUUCUGGGCCGCGUUCGGAGCACCGCUGCUCAUCUGACCAGCACAAUCAUUGCAGAGAUAAGCACGCAUGCUGAGCAGUUCACCUUCAGUUAUGGGAUUGUGCUCAUGCUGGAACAAGUACUUCACGUUGCCUCGGGUACAAUCAUUGCAUACUGGGAAGUAUCCUGGUGCUGUGUUGCGAUGGGCAGAACUCUGGCAAGUAGCCUGACCUUGCUCACCAGUGUCCCAAGAGCCACAUUUACCCCUUCCGCACUCUCCUGGCUCAGCGCAAUAACACCACGUCCUCUCACCCUUCUCCUCGUAAGGCACGUCACCAAGAACAUCACGUAAAGGUGCUGGUUGGUUUGUUUGACCAUUGACAAUGGAAAAGAGGCGCGGCCGAGACUCUUCUUUAGUCUCUUCAGACUUUGACUCAUGCCAUCCGUCCAUGUCAAUACCCUCGAGAUGAUUGAAGACCUUCCAGCGUGAGCUCGUUGGCUUUUCCUUAAACCGAGGUUUCUGGUCCGGACCGAAUGUGAAACCGAGGAAAGGAUUGAAAGCAUCUUGAUUGUUUGCGUUCUUGGGCACCCGGUUUCCGCGAGCCAUUCUCUCUUGGAAUGGCUUUUUGCCGCCUCUAGAGGUUUGAGGAUUGUGCCAGCGCUCCCCACGAUUCACCCGGGAGCGUUUAUAAUUCAAAAGAUCUGUAUAGGACAUCUCUUUGAAUUUGUCAAUUCCAUCUUGAGGUUGAUCUUGAGGCUGUGGACCAGUGAGUGGCUCUUGUUGGCCAUUUUCAACAUCAUGAGCCCCGGGCAGAGCCAGGAUGGCACUGUCAUCAGCAGAGAGCCGAUGUUGACCGGGUCCAACGUCUUCGGUUUCUUGCCCAUCUGCUAUACCUUGGUCUGGCGGCGAUUGUAGUGCUCGCAGCAGGGUGUUAGCCACGUAUCGAUCAUACGCAACUUCUUCGUUUUCUCGCUGAUCUGCUGGAUCUCGAGGUUGGCCCUUGUGCUGUGAAUGGGUAUCUAAUCGCUGUUGAACCAAGUUUCCGCAAUCUUGUUGGUAUGGCGGAACUUGGUUUGGGGACAUUUGUUGUCCUUGCUGCGACUGGCCAUACACCUCUUUGUCGGGUCUACUAUGUAUAUGCUGGUCUGCUGGGUCUUGAGAUGGCCGAAUUGGCUGUGGCUGCUGCGUAUGAG
This is a messenger RNA of Fusarium odoratissimum NRRL 54006, 3796 nucleotides long. Its product is annotated as Ras-like protein. The record is from RefSeq and is a predicted model, not a curated record. Gene Ontology annotation, cellular component: plasma membrane. The coding region runs from base 403 to 1053 and encodes 216 amino acids. Gene Ontology annotation, molecular function: GDP binding; GTP binding; GTPase activity. NCBI's taxonomy places the organism in Eukaryota, Fungi, Ascomycota, Sordariomycetes, Hypocreales, Nectriaceae. The transcript is spliced from 4 exons. Gene Ontology annotation, biological process: signal transduction.